AUGCCGGUCAACGUGAAGAUUUCCCUCUGCAAAAUCACCGCUUCGAGCAAACUGUUCCAGAGGAACUACUAUCUUCCUCUGUUGAAACCCCUCUCGCCCAAGGAUGCCCUCCGACGGAAAAUUAUUACCGGACAAAAUGUGUUGGGAAAUCGCAUAGAACAUUACAUCCCCGUACUCGAGUCCCACGAAGAACGAAUAAGGGACAGAUCUCGGCGAAUAAAAGGCCAGCCGGUGAUAAAGAAGAGAGUACGAAUGAGCGACAAAUUCAAAUACGUGACGCCCUUCCUGGACGACGACAUGGAAAAUCACUCCAUGCUAAAGAACAUGAUGGCAAGAAAAGGCAAAGGGAAAGGCCAAAUGUACGUUUACGAAGUACUGGACAAAGGGUGCGUGCUGGUAAUCCCUUUUCAAAUGGAGAGAGCUAUCAGGGAUAGAGACAUAACGGAUGUAAUUAUGGCCCUCAGGAGCGAUAAGAUUGUGUGCAAAUUGAAAAAUGGAUACAGAGUGACCGUUCCAGUGGCAAGUUACGAAGGCAACGCCAAACUUUACAGAGGCUCGGGAUGGACCAAGGAGACCGUCGAAGUCGAUCACCAUCACGGCCGAGACACGUUUCAGCUCGCUCAAAUAUUCGAAGCUAAAGAACAAGGAGUCGAAGAAUGGGAACUCGAAAUGAUGCGAUUGGCCAAUAAACGCAAGAAGAAAACUAAAGGCGAAGAUAAAUCCGAUUGGAAGAGCAUGCUUCAGGGCUGCGUGGAAGACAUGGACUGGGAUAAAUUCGAGGAAGAAACCAGACAGAUUGUGGACGAAAAGGACGAAAUCGUGGAAGAGGAGAACAUUCCCAUGGAGGUCGACGAUAUGGAAAAAACCAGACAUGUCAACGAGAAACUCAAAGCCGCCGGCGAAGAAGUCAUCCUGCAGUUGCCGCUGAUGAAAGAAGUUCCCGAAGUGAUCAAGAACCUCGAAAGUGGUGAAAUGUGCGAAGUAGCGAACGUGUCGGGGGUUCGUUUACAGCUGGCCGAUGGCAAGCAGUGUUUCGUGGCUGGACAGAACGUAACCCAUGAAGAAGAAGAAGUAUUCGUACCGGGUCAGACAAUAACAAAAGAAGACGGCACAUCCGAAUACACGCCCGGCGUCACAGUUAAUGUUGAUAACGAACCCACCUUAAUACCUGGUUUGGUAAUGGGCGAAGAAACAACACCACCCAUGUUCCUUCCGGGAGAAUCCACGAUAACAGAAGAAGGUCAGUUACAAUUCGAAGCAACGGAAGAAGACAGAGGGAUUGUCAGGAGACGUCUUCCAUCUUCUUCCGAUUCUUCAUCCGAAUCGUCUCCGGAAAGGGAGGUAAAGCCAAAACCGAAAAAGGCGGACGAACCGAUUGUUAUUAAACGAAGAAAUUUCGAAGAAAAUACUCAACCGCUCAUUAAAGAACGCGUUAAGAAAAAAGCACCACCGCCCGUUGUCGCCCGACCACCAUCCCCUGCGCGGAUGGACCACCGCGUUCAAAGACAAUCCCUGGGGGAGGUAUUAAAGGUAGCCGAAGAACAGCGCAUGAAGAAAGAGGAACUCGAAGCCAAAAGAAAAGAAGACGAACGAAAAAAACUGAAAGCGAAAGAAAUGGAACGACAAUUGCAAGAGGAGAAGAAUAUCGACAAACUGCGGCUUCAGAUCAGACUGAAAAUGAAGAACAUGAAAUUCGAAGCUCCACCGCCCUAUAAACCGUUUGAGCCGGUCAAAAAGAGUCAAAAACUGGAAGAGUACGAGGAGAACCAAGAAGAUCCUGGAGGCGGCAAGGAACGCCACGAAAANCGCAACAGCGAAGAAAUAGCCCUGUUAGUAAAAGAAACGGAAGGAUUCGCCAGGAUACUUAAUCUUGACGAGAUAGCUGACACACUUUCGAAUACGUCAAAUGGAACCGUUCCAAUCAAGGAAUCCGCCUACGUGAACGCAUUUAAAAGACUUCUUAUCAUACGCAAACUCGCCGAAAACGAUUACGGACUUCGGGCAGCCCUACGCGAGAUACACAGGAACCCCUCGUUCGGAAAAAGUAACCCCCGAGUGAUCCAACUCAUAAAAGAAAGCGCAAGUCUGACGUACAACAGAAUUCCAUUGAGAAAGGGGCGUCCUGUACAAACCUGUAGGAUAACAGCCGCCAGUAAAAUUUUCUCUCGGAAUUUUUAUUUGCCUUUACUGAAACCUGUCACCCCGAAAGACGCGCUGAGAACAUUUAAGAUCACCGGCAAAUGGCUGCUAGGAGCAAAAAGGCAACACUAUAUUCCUGUUUUAUUAAAAAGUGAUAGAAAACGGUCAGAAACCGCUAAAGAUUAUGGCAAAAAGAAACACGUAAGAGUAAAAAAUUACACUUACUUAGAGCCAGCCCUGGAUCCUGAAAAUAACGAAAAUCACAAAGUUCUGUGUGCCGUAUUGAACUCUGACGAAGGGCCAGAACAAUAUGUUUAUACUGUAGAAGACAAAAAAGUAAACGUCAUUUUAUCCGCGCCCUUCGAAAUGGCUCUUCGAAGGGGCGACAUUGUCGACGUGCUGAUAUCUCAACGUGUCGACAGGGUUCUAUUUAAACUCAAAGACGAAAAAGUUCCUAUCGAAGUGAAGGCCUACGAAGGGAAUGAAGGGACGCUAUUGAAGGGUGAAGCUGCCACGACCGAGGAGGAGGAAAAAAAUCACCAUCACGGUAAAUAUACUAUGAGUCUGGCCCAGUACUUUGAAGAUAAAGAAAGACAGGAGGAAGAAUGGGAAAAAGAACUGAAGAAACUAAUGGAAAGAAGAAAUAAGCAACGUGGAGAAGGUACCAAAGAAUGGGAUGACAUGAUUAAAGCUGGUAAAGCGAAUUUGGAUUGGAAACAGUUCGAAAAAGAAGCCAAGAAGGUAAUAGAAUUCAUUAACGAACCAGUUGUCGAACAAUACAUUCCGAUGGAAGUCGACGACAUUGACAAAACGAAAGACGCAGAAACUUUAAUCAGCAAGAACGAGGAUAUCAUGAACAAACUUCCUACGAUGUCCGAAAUUCCAGAUUUGGUGAAUAACCUACAUAACGCCUCCGUACAAGAAUACGAAGUGGACGAUCCACCUAAUCCGGAAAAGCGCACCCUUACAGGUGUAAAAGUAACAUUAACGUCCGGCAAGGAAUGCUUCAUCACCGGUCAAAUGGUAAAAACAGACGACGGUGACGUUUUUGUGCCUGGACAAACGAUACAAAAUGAAUUUGGCCUUGAAUAUGCCCCCGGUAUUACCGUACUUAUGGACAAUAAACCAACGCUUAUUAAUGGUCUCAUCGUCGGAGAGGAAGACACGAGGAACCCCAUGUUUGUACCAACGGAAGCAACAAUAACCGAAGAGGGAAAUCUAUCGUUUACUGUGACAAAAGAGGAACGGACAAAAUACACACCAAUUAAAGUACCUCAAGAGAAAAAAAAACGCAACAGGAAGAAGAAAAUCGAAAAAGUGUGCCAGGAGGCUAAAGAAGAAGACAAGAAAAUUGAAGUCGAAACUACGGAAGUUCCUCAGCAACCGCCAAAGAAACGCAAAAGAAUUGUUAAGAAAAAGAAAACUGUUGCAGUUGCACCUAAAAUUGAAAUAGACCCUGGCGUCAUUUACGAGGAUAAUUACUGUCCUGAAUUAUUUGAUUACAUUGAAAUACCACCACCUGUAGAAGAAGAAGAAGAGACUGAACCGGAAGAAGACGGUCAUUUGUCGCUUUUUAACGAAUACGAAAAAUAUUCCGAACUCGAACGUCUUCUCAUAAGGACCAUGGACGAUCAAAUCGAGAAAAUCAUCUCCAGUCUAGAAAUCAAAAAGUCUGAGUUACAAGCAAAACUACAAGAACUCCAAGAGCUCGCAUCGAUCAGGCAAAACAAUCCCGUGUGUCUAGCCACGUCCGAAGAUGCAGCUCAAAUAGCAAGAAUGAUCACCGGCAAUCCAGACAAGGUCGGCAUCGUCCAGGACAUUCUCCUCACAAUGAUGCACAAGCUUAUCAUAUUUCCCGAUAAAGCCAACAUAAAGUUGAGUAACGUCGACAGUUCGAACAUCGUGGACGGCUUUUUGGAAACGUUCGACGAACGGUAUCGCCGGUGCAACGAGAAACUUAAAAUAGCUCUGAAAACGGCAAUGGUCGCGGCGAACAACGCUCUCAAAUCGCGGCCGAAAGACGACGUGUCCGUGUUGAAAGCUAUCGGCGCUGUACUAAUAAUAUCACUCAAAGACAAAAAUAACCUCGUCAGCGAUCUGUGCGAAUUUAUGGGAACGGCCGUCGAACGGAACAAGGUGAACGAUCUACUUCUAAAGGAACUGGCGCACAAAGUGCAGGAGAACAAGAUCAAGAUGUUGAAAUCGGCAGUGAGCGAGUCAACGGAAAACGACGCUUACGUAAUCGAAAAGAUCGCCGAAGUCCUGCAGACCGAGGGCGAUUCGUUAUUAAAAUCCGCUUUCAAGAAGAUCGCCUUCAAUAACAAACCGUUACUAAAGAAAAUCGUAGAACUCAUAAAACAAAAAAUGAACCUGGUAAAAACGGAACAGUGGGCUUACGACGUGACCCGAGACGCUCUUCUAGUUGCGGUGCAAGAAUUUUACGAAAAACAGCUACAACAAAUCCUCACGAGCCGCAACAGCGAAGAAAUAGCCCUGUUAGUAAAAGAAACGGAAGGAUUCGCCAGGAUACUUAAUCUUGACGAGAUAGCUGACACACUUUCGAAUACGUCAAAUGGAACCGUUCCAAUCAAGGAAUCCGCCUACGUGAACGCAUUUAAAAGACUUCUUAUCAUACGCAAACUCGCCGAAAACGAUUACGGACUUCGGGCAGCCCUACGCGAGAUACACAGGAACCCCUCGUUCGGAAAAAGUAACCCCCGAGUGAUCCAACUCAUAAAAGAAAGCGCAAGUCUGACGUACAACAGAAUUCCAUUGAGAAGUUCGAAAGAAAUAUCGUCCAGACUGCUCGACGACUCUAAUCGACUUGCCCUGGAGGAUUUCUUGAUUCAGAGGGGCGUCCUGUACAAACCUGUGCUCGUUUCUAAAAAUGGGGCCCAGGUGGUUGUACCUAAACACGAUACCAGAGAAGUGCAAGCUGGAAGGGUGCCCUACGUAUUGGUCGAUGAAGAUGGCGUGGUAAAUUUCAAACCAGCACACAUGUUUUCGUCUUUUAAAUUGGGCAAGAAUGAUGAUAUCAAUGUCGACUUGAUCCCCAGAAGAGGCUCGCUUUCGGAAAAUCUGUUUCCGGAAAGACAGAAAGCUCGUCAGGAUUUAAGGAAACAGAUCCGCAGGAUGUCGCAAUUCAAUCACCGGAUGGUCGCUUGAUUUGUGAUAAUUAUUAUUUUUAAAGACAAUUAUUUUUCGGACAGUUUUGUUAUGAAAGUUUUACGCGAGAACUGUUUAAUUUGUAGAGAAUGUUAUUCGUUAUUUUUUAGCUUUCGUCGGUUGUUAUUUGCGUCUAUCGGUGAGUCACUUGAAUGAAUGUCUAUUUUGAAUGUUAAAAUAGGUUUUGAAGUACGCUAAUACCUAACGCGGUUAAAAUAACAAUCCAAAUAUAAUACUUGCACGUGCUACCCUUAACUAAUACUGUAAUGUAUCCAUAACCUUAUUAGUCUAUAAUGCAUUUUGUUUGUCCACACAGUACUAAAAUCUACAUAUUUUCUUCUAAUGGGUUAUUUUAAGGAUGUUUGGGAGGUAUGUCAAAAUGCUACGAGACAAAUAAAUAUUUGGAAGAACGUUCCUCGUUCAAUUAUAAUACUCCUGUAAA
Messenger RNA from Agrilus planipennis (emerald ash borer), 5746 nucleotides. RefSeq lists its product as uncharacterized. The coding region runs from base 1 to 5304 and encodes 1767 amino acids. NCBI's taxonomy places the organism in Eukaryota, Metazoa, Arthropoda, Insecta, Coleoptera, Buprestidae. The transcript is spliced from 3 exons. The record is from RefSeq and is a predicted model, not a curated record.